AUUUAACGCUUAUUAACGUCCUUCUCUUUUUCAGGAUCAGAUCCUCGAACGAGGAGCUCGUCUCGGGAUCCUGCACGGCAUUUUCUUCCUCCCCUCCAGGUGCAGGCCGAUCGCGAGGGAGAAAUCAGGAAAAGGGAAACGAGACAACGUGGAAAUAAUUUCUUUCACCUGAACCAUCCAUAAAAUACCUAGAAUGAUAUCAAUCACCUCCAAAAUGUAUUAAAUCUCCUGGGAUUGACCUUCUCUUACGUCUAGGAUUACAUUACCAUCACGAGUUACAGGUGCAGGCCGAUCGCAGGGAAAAAGCAGCAAAAGAGGAGCGAGAGAAGGUGGAAAGGAAGCGAAUCCGGUCACGUGCGCCAGGUGAAGGCUGCAGUCGCGAUCCGACUCCCCCGAGGUCCCCCUGGCGUCUGCUCGAGGUAGACCUCGACAGGCGAACUACCACCAUCCAUCCAUCCAUCUCCAUCCACCUACCACCUACCAGGAGGAGACUCGCACCACCUCCACCUCCACCUCCUGCCGGGCGAUCGGCGCUGCAUCUCAAAAGGAGGUGAACGCGCGCGAGAGCGUACCAUUGGGCAGAGAAUUGGGCCAGGAGCCAAUGGUGAGGAAGUCGAGGUGGAGCGAUAGGUAUUAAAUAGGUGCGCAGCGACGAGAGCUGCCGCUAGGAAAAGCCGAGGGCCCGUGAAAAUCGCGGGGACGGACUCAGUGAUCCAGUUUGUGGUGGUAGUUCUCUCCUCGCGAUUGCGGUGUAGCACCGAGAAGUGACGGUCCCGACAAGAGUGGCCAGCUCGAGUCCUCAGUCGCCGCCGAGCCGGUGCCACAGACAGUCCGAAAGAAGCUCCUCCAUUCACCUCGGGAGUUCGCCAUGAGGUCCUGCACCGGCUGCCGUCUCGUGCUCCUGCUCGUCCUCGGAGUGUACCACCAGGCCCAUGGAGUAAGGAUCGGCACCACCAAGCGGAAAAAGGAGGUCUCAUCAGGGUCGGCAGACCAGUCCUCGGCGUCCUCCUUCUGGAGUCCUUCUAUCAAGACCGGAAACAUCUUCACGGACGAUAGUCCGAGUUUCUUCUCGUCAACGCAUGGCCUGGUGCAGACUCACCCUUCUUCCGGGCUCUUCCAGAGUGGUUUCGGAGGAAUUGAUAACCUAGGAAGUAGAGGUAGCACAGUCCGUCCUCCAAGAACUAGACCUCUGGACUACAGCGAAAGGGCGACGGCAGAGCUGAGAAGAAAUCCCUCCUUAUCAGCCCCGGAUGAAUGCGCGAGGGCGUGCAGAGAUGGCGAGCCUCCCAGAAUCUGCUACUAUCACUUCACCCUGGAGUACUACACCGUACUUGGCGCUGCCUGCCAAGUAUGCACCCCGAACGCGACAAACACCGUCUGGAGUCACUGUCAGUGCGUCCUGGCCGAUGGGGUCGAGAGAGGGAUCCUGACAGCCAACAGGAUGAUCCCUGGACCCAGCAUCCAGGUGUGCGAGAACGACAAAGUGGUCAUCGACGUGGAGAACCACAUGGAAGGGAUGGAAGUGACCCUCCAUUGGCAUGGAAUCUGGCAGAGAGGAUCGCAAUACUACGACGGGGUACCCUUCGUCACCCAGUGCCCUAUCCAGGAAGGCACCACCUUCAGGUACCAGUGGACUGCCGGUAAUGCAGGGACCCACUUCUGGCACGCCCACACCGGGCUCCAAAAAAUGGACGGACUUUAUGGAAGCGUUAUCGUGAGACAGCCUCCCAGCAAGGAUCCCAACAGCAAUCUGUACGACUACGACUUAACGACCCACGUGGUGCUUAUCAGCGAUUGGAUGCACGAGGAUGCUGCGGAGAGGUAUCCAGGACGACUCGCUGUUAACACUGGCCAGGAUCCUGAGACCGUGCUUAUCAAUGGAAAAGGACAAUUCAGGGACCCCAACACCGGCUUCAUGACCAACACCCCUCUGGAGAUCUUCACCAUCACUCCUGGACGACGUUAUCGAUUCCGUAUGAUCAAUUCUUUCGGGUCCGUGUGUCCGGCCCAGAUCACCUUCCAAGACCACACUCUCACCCUGAUCGCUACCGACGGCGAACCGGUCCAGCCUGUCAACGUGAACACCAUCAUCUCAUUCUCGGGUGAACGUUACGACUUCGUAAUCAACGCUGACCAGCCAGUGGGUGCAUAUUGGAUCCAGCUUCGAGGCCUUGGAGAGUGUGGUAUCAAGAGGGCCCAACAAUUGGGUAUCCUGAGGUACGCUCGAGGACCCUACCAACCAGCUGCAAGACCUCCGACGUACGAUUUCGGGCUUCCUCAAGGAGUCGUCCUGAACCCUCUGGAUGCCAUUUGCAACCGGCCUCGAGACGACGCCGUGUGCAUCAACCAGCUGAAGAACGCUCGUCAGAUCGACGAGGGGAUUCUUCAGGAACGACCUGACGUGAAGAUCUUCCUCCCCUUCCGGUUCCUGUUUUACAGACCCGAGGAAGUCUUCCAGCCGAAUACGUACAACCGAUACCUGGUCGCACCUACCGGGGACCAUGUCAUCUCUCUCGUGGAUGAGAUCUCUUUCACUUUCCCUCCGUCGCCGCCGCUUUCGCAGAUCGACGACAUCCCUCCAGAACAGUUCUGCAACGGUGAUAACAGACCUGCCGAUUGUGGCGCUAAUUGCAUGUGCACCCAUAAGGUCGACAUUCCUCACAAUGCCAUCGUGGAGGUGGUGCUCGUUGACGAAGUUCAGCAACCAAACCUCUCGCAUCCGUUCCAUCUCCACGGAUACGCCUUCAAGGUGAUCGGGAUGGGUCGAUCUCCAGACAAGAACGUGAAGAAGAUCAACCUGAAGCACGCAUUAGACCUAGAUAGGAGAGGCCUCCUACACAGGGAGUUCAACCUCCCUCCUUCAAAGGACACCGUGGCAGUGCCCAACAAUGGCUACGUGGUCUUCAGGUUCCGCGCCGACAACCCUGGUUACUGGCUGUUCCACUGUCACUUCCUCUUCCACAUAGUGAUCGGCAUGAACCUGGUCCUGCACGUAGGGACGCACGCAGACUUACCACCGAUUCCUCCGAACUUCCCAAGAUGUGGGGACCACCUGCCGCCGAUAACGCCGCCCCUGACGAUACCGGGCCCGUUCCACUGACCGCGAGCCAAGGCUCUUAAACGCACCUCAAACCGUGGCAUCGCGCUCCAAAGCCCUCGUACUUUUGUACCAUACUCCGUGCAAAUCGGCCCGCCUUCGACGUAGCGGCCGCGCCACCUCACGCCAGACCCCCGCAUGCGCGCGCAUCGGGCAACAUGGCGGCCCAAUCGGCCACCUCGAGACUUUCGUCGCCUCGUGCGCGAGAACGGCAAGGCCGAGGACGUAGAUGCGCGGAUAGGAGCGAUGCUCGCGGUGGAGAAUAUCCAUAACUCGCUCCCCAGAUAGAUUGAGUACUCGCGUCGCCCUGGCGAGACCGUUUCGGAGAACUGCAACGCGGAGUGCAGUGCUCCGAAGAGAGGCUUUCGAGUGCGCGCGCAUCCGGCUCCCAGAGACGCGUUAUUCUCGUCACCGGGAGGAGAAAUAGCAGCGAUUUUUGGGAAAUUAGAUGGGAACUGGUUACCAAGGCGACGUUUACGGUGGAACUCGUGCUAAAGUAGAUGGUUAAAAGGGAUUUGGAGCGGUUGUCAAGACGCGCCUCUCGAUUACUGGCCGCGACGCCUCUCGGGAACGGAUUUCGAGGUGCGCGCGCAUCCGGGACCCGGCGCCAUGUUGGAACGACGACGCCCGUCUUCGGCCUCUCCGGCGUUUCCGUCUCUUUCGGGAAAACGGCGAAGCCUUGAAACGGGCUCGCCGAUUGCGCGUCGCCACCAGUCGAUAUUUAUUUAACUCGAGAUUCUUGGCGUGCCUCGCCUCGCGAGUCGUCUCGCGCGUCCCUUUUGUUACAGCGUCUUACCUUGAUUCGCGGUCUUGCCCUUGAUACGUUGUCCUUUUCUUUUUUCUUUCUUCUUUGGAAAUUAUGCUGCACAUUGGGACGCCCGCAAAAAGCAAGAUGGCGCGCUCCGAGGCACGCCAGGCAACUCCACGGAGACGCGUAUGGGAUGUUUAGAUACUAACAUAAUUCUGUAAAUAAUGUAGGUACCGCUAUUACGUUUUAAUUUUAUAGGUAACAGUAACGAGGGAGUAGCGGGAGUAGCGUAUAGGGAUUUGCGGACCGGAGAAUGGAGUCGUCACAGUCGGCGUCGAGUCGGGCGAGAAGAAGAGCGAUCUUCGCCGAACCUGAAGAGUCCAACGCCGAUCUGUGGUCCUCGUCAGCCAUAUCGGUGCCGACCGCUGGGAACAGGUGCUAGGGUGUCAGAAUUCGAGUCCUUGAUUAGAGGAGGAUACUUGGGACCUUGUUUUCUUUUUUUUAUUACGUUUUUAUUACGGGGAAAUCAUGGGGGGUCUCCUUCGGAUCGGUUAGAGCCCUGCUUCGUCUCCGCCGCGCCAGGUAUCGGGUACCUGGCGGUAGUAAUCGCGGUACCGAUUACAAGUUACCCUGAUAAGACAUCCUUGGGGCCUUUUUUAACGUUUUUAUACACGGAAUCGUUUCAGACUCAUUCCAGACUCCCUCGAGCUCGCGACCCUGCCUUAUCUCCACCUGCCAGGUGCCAAAGAAUUCAAGAUUCUCAUGGAAGCCCGGAAAGAUUCGAUGGCCGAUUAGUACGUUGGCCUACCGAUGGCGGCGCUGUAAUCAUCCAUCCAUCUCUCAUUCUCUCUUAAUUUUAUGUAUAGCCGAUUAGAUGCGUUACGAGGGGCUUUUCACUUGGAAAUCGGAGAAAACAAUUUCCUUUUCCAGAGCCUUUGAUUUCAUACGAUAAACAACAAUGCGAUUCGGAAAAUUGUGACAGUCUUUCGGUGAAUUCCGACGAUUUCUAGGGAUUUCUGCUUGCGAUUUCAACAUGAUUUCUUGAGUGAAUACUCUCUUGUGUGAGUUCUUUGUUUUACUCACGGUUUGUCUUAUCAGUCUCUUAUAAGAUACCACCCUUAUAAGGUGUUGGCUUACACGUGCGAUUUCUUUUUUACUGUCUGGAUUUGUUGGCAAUCUUUCAGAGCGUCGUAUGCCAACUUUCGUGUCGGGCUUCCAUGGAAUAUCUGAAUUCUUUACGAGUACGGGUACCUGGAGGGGCGAUCGCCGACGACGAUCGCCAGGAUGGAGGGUCGCCCUUCGCAGGACGCACCGACAAUCAAACCCCGAGGCCGUGUACCUGAAAACCGGACACCUCAAAAAUAACUUCGGACGAUGCGACAUCGGACAUUUUCCAACACCACACUACCUGACGAUAACGAUAGUUCAAAUAAACACCGCACGCUUUCACGCCCAAAACCGAGCGACCUGUAAUUUAACCCCAUCCCCCGAGUCUUAAGGCGAUGCGAAAGUGGUGUAUAAGACAUCUCAUGUAACUUUUCUCCGAGCUAAAUGACCCCGAGUCGUUAAAAACUUUUCAAUGUGACUUUAAAGACUUAAGGGAGGUCCCGACCCCCUUGAAAUUUCAAUAUUUUAAAAAUUUGGUUAUGGACAUCUUUAAAUUAGGUGUGAAAAAAAUUAAAUUUCAUGCGUGUGGAGACCUUCCUUAUAGCCUUCAUAUUCACGUUGUAAAGUUUGGAACGAUUCGAUAUGCUCAGUUUGGAGAAAAGUUUGAUAAACGAUUGAUCGUUAAGAUGCCACUUUCAUGCCCCCUUAACCGACUAACCGGAAAUGUACAGACUCUAAUAGCUCACUUCCGGCGCACGAGUGUAAAUCUGUAAAUAACCACAAAGUCCCUGCUUUUCGCCGAAAAUUCGGAGCGCUCCUUCGACUUUUCAAUGUCCUUAAAAAGACUGGAGGAAAAAUCGAAACCUCGCUCCAGGGAAAAUUUCUUCAUAGACUCCGUUACCCGUGAACGAUUCGAGGGUGUACAUUGCAUGAAAAGUGCAAUUGUUUAACAUCGACAUGCACUUACACCCCCGUGUAGAUAAACUCAAGAUUUUCCGGAUUUUGCCGGCGACCCAGAAAAUCGACUAUUCUCCCUUCCCGCCUCUUUCCUUCCACGCUCUUUCUUUUUUUACGUUCCAUUAAUCGGUAAUAGUCCUCUUUCCUUCCACACUAAUUUUCUAAAGUUUCAUCAUUAUUCAGUAAUUUUCAUACACGGUGACACAACAAUUUGCGGAAUCCCUGUAUAUACUUUCGCUCGGUCUGAGCGAUUUUUAAUGAUAUGUAUACAUCAUGCAUACAGACAUAUAUACGUGUGUACCGCAAGUACGCUAAUGCGCGCGAGUGUACUUAUUGUUAAAAAAGAAAAGAAAAAAAACCUCCGGAGCCGUCGUUCGUCCCUUUUUUUUCCUUUUUUUUUUGUUAACUUUACUACGCCCUUUUUUUAUUUUCUACCUUCAACCUGUCGUUUCUCUUGGAGCGAAACCUCUCUGGAAUUUCGAGCGUCGACGUCUAAGUGGACGUCGACGUCCUACAAACGUGGGACCUCGUUAUCAAACUCGAGUAUCGAUAUCUCAAUGUCUAUCGCCAUUUCGUUCGAUCGCCGAUCACGUGCAAUCGGUUCCUCCUCGCGCGCGGCGAUCGAUAGAAAUCGGCUCAAUGAGUUUGUUUAGAUCGUAUGGAUUAUUUACUUGUAUACCGUAAAGGGACCAGAUGUAAAAAGUGCUUGUAUAAUAUUAUAUAUGAGGCGAGUCGACCGAACGAGCGGUCGUUCGAGCAAUACGGCCAUUUUCCCUCGUUUUUGCCUGCUGCUCCCGACCGCUCAUAUUCGUCAUUGUCAGACACAAAAAAUGUAUUUUUAAUAAUAAAGUUGUUUACAAAAAA
Molecule: messenger RNA, 6773 nt
Organism: Orussus abietinus
Lineage: Eukaryota; Metazoa; Arthropoda; Insecta; Hymenoptera; Orussidae
Product: laccase-5
Exons: 12
Coding region: 869-3100 (743 amino acids)
Biological process (GO): iron ion transport
Cellular component (GO): plasma membrane
Molecular function (GO): copper ion binding; oxidoreductase activity
Source: RefSeq, a predicted model, not a curated record